AUGCUUUCUAAUAACCGUGUAAAACCUCACAAUGGAAAAACCAAGACUGUUGGCAAUGGUCUUCAAGAAAGUUUGAUAACAUCCAAAUCAAGCGACUGUCUUUACAAGUGCUCAAGGUGCAAAUACAAGACACGUCGAAUAGAUCGUUACCAGAAACACAAAGAAGAAAAAACAUGUGAGAAAUUCUCUGACAUGGACGAUAUUUGGCUUAAAGCAUCAAAAACUUCAAAUACCACAGCUGGUAAAGAAACCCCCGUAUCGAAACGCUCAUCUACUUACAAUACCAAAUCAAAACCUAACAAAUGCAAUCAGUGUUCUUAUAGUUCAAACCGAAGUGACUGCUUGCAGAAACACAUAGAAAAAGUGCAUUCGAAAAGUAUUUGCUACAAGUGCAACAUGUGUACUUUUCAAUCUAACUAUAACAAAGAAUAUUAUGAACAUGUGAAAAGCCAUUACGUUGGUCCUCCGUUCGUGUGCGAUGUAUGCUCUUAUAAAUCAAAGCUCAUAACAGCUUUUGUUGCACAUAGAGUAAUUCAUUCCGGAGAUCGCCUUUUUUGUUGCACUUUAUGUGCCUUUAGCUGUAAAAGGAAAUAUCAUUUGAAAGGACAUAUGAUCAGUCAUUCCAGAGAGAAGAAUUUCACUUGCAAAUAUUGUUUCAAAAAGUACAGUUACAAAUGCAGUUUGGUCAGACAUUUGAAAACAGCUUGCCGAGUAUAUGCCCCUGAUUCUUAA
This is a messenger RNA of Argiope bruennichi, 732 nucleotides long. Its product is annotated as oocyte zinc finger protein XlCOF15-like. Gene Ontology annotation, biological process: regulation of transcription by RNA polymerase II. Gene Ontology annotation, molecular function: RNA polymerase II transcription regulatory region sequence-specific DNA binding; DNA-binding transcription factor activity, RNA polymerase II-specific. The transcript has a single exon. Lineage: Eukaryota; Metazoa; Arthropoda; Arachnida; Araneae; Araneidae. The record is from RefSeq and is a predicted model, not a curated record. The coding region runs from base 1 to 732 and encodes 243 amino acids.